UCACUCAGCUCAACAGUCUCCAGUCUACCAACUGGUCUCUGUGAUAACUAUUUAAAUCAGUCUGUCCUGACUCAGCUCAACAGUCUCCAGUCUACCAACUGGUCUCUGAUAUAACUAUUUAAAUCAGUCUGUCCUGACUCAGCUCAACAGUCUCCAGUCUACCAACUGGUCUCUGUAACUUCAUCUUUGUCUCUGUGGUGAACAGUCUUCAGGUGAUGAUGGGAGUAUUGAAUCAUCUCUCUACUCUCCUCCUCCUCUCUCUCCUUCCUCCUGCUCUCUCUCGUGUAGUGGAUAAGUUCAGCGAUGUUCCACAGUGCCAGAAGUUCUUCCUGGAUGGGACAACUCCAAAUCUCCCAGGUAUUUUGGUUGGUGGGAUAGUCAAGGACCAGAACCGCUACAAGCCGAUCUGCCAGUUGUUCAACAACACCUACAGGUUUGCAACUCUCUACGACACGUUCAACAGGAUCCCUGUGUUCUCAGCCUACACCUUCUCCGGUCCUCCUACUGGCCCCAGACCAAAAGAUCCCUGGAUGAUCGAACCCCAGCUCGACGGGAUCGACCGCCCUGAAAUGCAGAAACAAGAGGGAGGCAGUUACGAACACCAGGCUGUGCAAAAUGACUAUAGAGACUCACAAAAUAAAUGGCUGAACAGAGGUCAUCUCUUCCCAAAUUCACAUGCUCAUUACCUUGAUACUCAGAAGUCCACCUUUACCCUGACCAACAUCGUUCCCCAGGUGGUGUCCUUCAACGGGGGCAGCUGGAAAGAAAUGGAGAGAAAUGUCAGAGAAAAGCUGAUGACGGACUGUUUUAGUAACGACCAGAUAAAAGCCUAUGUGGUGACUGGAGCAGUGCCCAACAACAACAACAACAAACUGAACAACAGAGUGAACAUCCCGUAUCUCAUGUGGACAGCCUUCUGCUGUAAAAACAAGAUGUACAUGAAGAACAAGAAGUGGAUUGCCGGAGCACACUGGGGGUUGAACAAAAAGGGGGAGGCAUUGAAUCAACUAACCUUGGGAGCACUCGAAGAGAAGUUGAAAAAAUAUCACAAAGGUAAAAAUAUAACUGUCAAGGUGUUCCCAGGAGAUUGUCCAAGAGUUACUAAACCUACCACUUCCUCCUAACCUAGUUGGAAGAAUUUAUUCCGUAGUGAGGAAUCUUUACAAUUCCAUUAGACAUAGUUCUGGAAGGUUCUUUGGAUGAUCUGGGUACAGAUGCUCUCACCAUAUCAACAAACUAUCGUUACUGUUAGAGUAAUGAUUAUCAGGGUUAAAUUGGUAAUGAGGGUAUAUAAUGGUAACGAGGGUUGUAAUGGUAACGAGGGUUGUAAUGGUAACGAGGGUUGUUAUGGUAACGGGGGUUGUUAUGGUAACGGGGUUGUUAUGGUAAUAAGGGUUACAAUGGUAAUGAAGGUUGAACAUAUGUACACUUUCAAUUGUAAUACUUUUCUCUUCUAUGUCUAUAUAUAUCUAUAGUCUAUUCUCUUCCCUCUACCCAUCUCUUCUAUGUCUAUAGAUAUCUAUAGUCUAUACUCUUCUCUGUUGAUAUCAAAUAUAAAAAGUAUGUAAGGGGACAGAAUUCUAUUUUAAUAAAUAAAAUACAGUUGAAUUCCUUGAUGAUGUGCUGCCAUUACUCUUGUUAAUAUUAAUAAUUAGGUUUACAGCAGGGUUGAGGUCAAUUCCAUUUCAAUUCCAGUCAGUUCUAGAAGUACACUGGAAAUCCAUUUCUCUGCCAUGCUUUUCAAUGAGGAACAUUUGGAAUUGAAAUGGAAUUAACCCCAACACUGGCCUACAGUUUGUCAGGUUGUGACUUCCUUAUGACUGUUACCAUGGAGAUACUAUUAUAUGUUCUGAAUGUAAUUCUAUCACUGUAUGUAUCCAUCUUCUUCCCAUCUGAAGGAAUAAACAUCUAU
This is a messenger RNA of Oncorhynchus mykiss (rainbow trout), 1912 nucleotides long. The record is from RefSeq and is a predicted model, not a curated record. Lineage: Eukaryota; Metazoa; Chordata; Actinopteri; Salmoniformes; Salmonidae.